This is a messenger RNA of Branchiostoma floridae (Florida lancelet), 1362 nucleotides long. Its product is annotated as sialyltransferase-like protein 4. Gene Ontology annotation, molecular function: alpha-N-acetylneuraminate alpha-2,8-sialyltransferase activity. The transcript is spliced from 6 exons. The coding region runs from base 1 to 642 and encodes 213 amino acids. NCBI's taxonomy places the organism in Eukaryota, Metazoa, Chordata, Leptocardii, Amphioxiformes, Branchiostomatidae. Gene Ontology annotation, biological process: oligosaccharide metabolic process; N-glycan processing. The record is from RefSeq and is a predicted model, not a curated record.
AUGGCCGUCACGUUUCUCCUCCUGAUUGUCUGUCUUAUGUAUUCUGGAUACCAGGCAUACCCAAGGACUAGAGACGCGCAUCGUUUAGCAUCAGCUCCCAGGAUAGAUACAGCCAAGCCAUGGGCACAGAAUCAAGCAGAGUUUGUAAAAAUCAAAAACGUCUUGAAAUCCAUCCUGGGCCCAAGAAUAACUACUGUAAGAAUCAGCGCAGACUUAAACCUCAUACGCCAGUGUCUUGAGGCCCGGGAGUGCCAGGGGGUUUCUGCACUACGUCACUACGGCACAUGCGCACUAGUGGGCAGCAGCGGGAUCUUGCUAAACAGCAGAUGCGGUGCUGAAAUUGAUUCGAGUGACUUUGUCAUCAGGUUCAACCUGAGCCCUCGAGACGGUUACACCAAAGACGUCGGGAAAAAGUCUUCCAUGAUGGUUCUUAAUACUAACAUGUCCCACAAGGCCUACGACAUUUUCAACAACACAUCUGAACAAGGAAGCACGACUAAGGGAAAUGUUUCAAACAGCCGACAAUUCCAUAUUGUUCUUUCCAAAGUCGAACAGAUACUGGGGGAUGUACAAGGGUUUGGAGCAGAUCCUGAGACGACAGGGACUAAAUGUGGGGAUUGUCAUGGGGGUAACGACCUCUGAACGCGGACAUGACGAGAUCCGCCACAUGGUCUGGGAUGUUCUGGACAGUCAGCACACUAGCGAGAUGCCGUCAACAGGUCUACUUCUGGUGGAAAUCGCCAUCACAUUCUGUGACCGAGUCCGUCUGUACGGUUUCUACCCGUUUGCUCGUGACCAACAAAACCACGCCAUCCCUUUUCAUUACUGGGAUGCCUCAAUCCAUUUUCCUGGACCGGAGAACAUUCACAAUUUUGUCGCUGAGUUUCAACUUCUUCGAAAACUCCACGACAAUGGAGUCAUAGAGCACAAAAUUGGUCCAUGUAGAUAAUUUGUAAGAGUACCUGCAUUAUUUAAUCUCCAGGCAGAUUUACCAGUGGCAUAAGAUCAAAGCUGGCUAAUUUUAUAAUACAAAGGAGUCAUCAGCCACUGAGCCAAACACACUCCUAAAGCCGGCUUCACUCCUCUGGCAGCUUUUGAUACUAUCUUAUGCUCCCGUAGAAUCUGCUUGUAGAUAAGCAUAAUAAUUCACUGAUGCGGUUCAACUUCCAGAUGUGAUGGCAAACAAUAACAACAAUUAAUAGCUAUAUAGACAUUGUCAAUGGUGCUACGAGGCUACAUACAGAACAAUAAAAUAUUAUCUAUAACAGCACAGUUAUGUAUGAGUGAUCUGGUCUCGCAUUUGGAAUACAGUACAUGUAUUAAGACUUGAUUAUUUAACACAUUUAUUUAGCCCUGAAUAGU